AUGGCGACUGAACGACACGCUGCUAAGCGCUCUGCGCAAAAUUUAAAUAAUUCUAAUAUCAGUAUGCCCAAUAAAGCAGUUAAAACUAAAAUUCAGAAACUUAAGAAUGAGAAGAACGAUGUAGAAGAAUCAAAUAAUGAAAAAGAAAUAGAGUUAAAAGAUAUUUAUGAAAUGAUGCAGUCGAUGAUGACACGUUUAAACAAGCUGGAUUCUAUUGAAAGCAGGGUUAUGACUUUUGAGGAAGAAUUGCGAGAUAUGAGAGCUUCAAUUGAGUACGCACACGGCGACAUUAAAGAGUUAAAGGAUGAGAGUGAGGCAAGAAAGAAAAGUGAAAAUUUGGCAAAGCAGAAACUAGAAAAACUGGAGAAGGAAAAUGAAUUAUUAAGCAAAAGCAUCGUUGACCUUAAAGCACGGUCAAUGCGAGACAACCUCAUCUUUUACAAUCUGCCAGAAACCAAAGAAGAAAAUACUACAGACAUUAUCCACAAUCUUCUAGAAGAAAAAUUGGGUGUGGAAAACGUUCGAAGAGAUAUAAAGAUCGACAGAUCACAUCGUCUGGGUAAACCGAGAUCUGGGGAAUCGAAACCGCAACCAAUUGUAGCGAGAUUCAAUUAUUUUCAAGACCGAGAGCAAAUCCUAAAAAAUGCGAAGAAAUUGAAAGGUUCUAAUUUAGGUAUAGGCGAACAAUUCCCUGAAGAAAUCGUAAAGAUAAGAAAGGAACUUUAUCCUGAAUUAAAACGAGCAAAAGACGCGGGUAAGAAGGCUAAACUGGUGCGUGAUAAACUUAUUAUUGAAGGGAAAAUAUUUCAUAAGUAG
This is a messenger RNA of Paramuricea clavata, 816 nucleotides long. The record is from the annotation of a GenBank genome assembly. Lineage: Eukaryota; Metazoa; Cnidaria; Anthozoa; Malacalcyonacea; Plexauridae.